Molecule: messenger RNA, 7127 nt
Organism: Toxorhynchites rutilus septentrionalis
Lineage: Eukaryota; Metazoa; Arthropoda; Insecta; Diptera; Culicidae
Product: fatty acid synthase-like
Exons: 6
Coding region: 50-7057 (2335 amino acids)
Biological process (GO): fatty acid biosynthetic process
Molecular function (GO): 3-oxoacyl-[acyl-carrier-protein] synthase activity; fatty acid synthase activity; oxidoreductase activity
Source: RefSeq, a predicted model, not a curated record
GAUUCAGUUGUGUGCGCCAUCAAUUUGUGUCAGCUAUCCUAUCCUUAAGAUGCCAUCAUCUUAUGACGUACUGUCGGUUGGAACGGGCGAGACGGUUGUGCUGGCGGGAAUCUCCGGGCGAUUCCCCCAGACGGACAAUAUGCGGGACUUUGCGCGCAAUCUGUACGAGAAGCGCGAUCUGGUGGACGAUCGGGAGCUACGAUGGAAACACAUAAUGCCGGAUGUGCCCAAGCGGACGGGGAAGGUCAACAAUCUGGACCGGUUUGAUUGGGAGUUUUUCGGAGUAGAUCGGCUGCAGCGAGAUACGAUGGAUCCGCAGCAGCGGAUGCUGAUCGAGCACACGUACGAGGCCAUCCUGGAUGCGGGUGUGAAUCCGGAGAGUAUUCGGGGCUCCCGAACGGGAGUGUUUUGUGGGAUUUGCUUCUCGGAGACGGAAGUGAGAAUGUACUACAAGGCGUGUCCCCCGGAUGGGUUGGGGCUUCUAGGCUGUGCCAAAUCACAGAUGGCGAAUCGGGUAUCCUACAUGAUGGAUUUCAAAGGUCCCUCGUUCGUAGUUGAUACGGCGUGUAGCAGUUCGAUGUAUGCACUGGAUAUCGCCUACAGAAGUAUGAUGAACGGAGAGUGUGAUGCAGCGAUUGUCAUGGGGUGUAACCUUACGUUGCAUCCGUACAUAACCUAUCAGUUCGCCCUGUUGGGCGUGCUUUCGAAAGACGGUUACUGUCGACCUUUCGAUAAAGACGCCACUGGUUAUUCACGGUCGGAAGCUGCUUGUGCCGUGUUUUUGCAGAAGGCAAAGGACGCCAAACGAAUCUACAGCUAUCUUGUUCACUCGAAAACAAAUUGUGAUGGGUUCAAGCCGGAAGGCAUCACUUAUCCUUCGGGCAUGCUUCAGCAGCAGCUGUUGAAUGAAUUUUACAGCGAAGUUGGGAUCGCUCCAAAAGAUGUUGACUAUGUGGAAGCCCAUAGCACCGGGACGUUUGUCGGUGAUCCGGAAGAGUGCGAAGCGAUAGACAAGGUAUAUUGUGCUGGGCGUAAGCGCCCACUGCCGGUUGGUUCGGUUAAAUCCAGCAUUGGUCAUUCGGAGGCUUCGGCGGGUGUAUGCUCGAUCGCGAAAUGCAUCAUAGCAAUGGAGAAUGGAAUAAUCCCACCAAAUAUUCACUACGUAGAGCCUAAACCAACCAUUGAGUCGUUGGUGAAAGGUCGAUUGAAGGUAAUUGUUGAAGCCACUCCACUGGACGGACCGCUGGUCGCUAUCAAUUGUUUUGGAUUCGGAGGAGCCAAUGCUCAUGCGCUGUUGUGUCGCAACUUGAAGGAGAAGAAAAACCACGGUCUACCGGGCGAUGACAUUCCAAGGCUUGCGGUAUGGUCUGGGCGGACGAAAGAGGCGGUAGUGACCAUGCUGCAGGAUGUUGCUAAGCGACCACUGGAUACCGAAUUUUUUGCACUGCUAUACAACAUCCAAAAACAGGCUACGCCUGGCCACCGAUAUCGAGGAUUUGGUGUCUAUCGAAAGAAUGAUGAUAGGCCUUCGAUUCCGUUGAAAACAUGCGUCGAUCGGAUCCAAUUGGAUGUACUUCCGCUGACUGCCGUUUUCGGGGGCAUCAACGUUCAUUGGAGAGAGGAUCUGGAUAGCUUGGGACGAUUUCCACAAGUAGAACUCACAUUUGCUAGGUGCAAUCAGGUAUUGAACACACUGAAGUUCGAUUUGAGCAAAGAAGGGCCCAAUGAAGUUUUGUAUAAUAUGGUUGGAACGACCGUACUGCAGCUGGCGUUGGUCGAUCUACUAAGCUCGAUCGGUGUUGAGUUUGACUUUUAUGCGGGUCAUUCAGUAGGUCAAAUCACCUGUGGGUACAUCGAUCUUUGUUUGAACCUGGAACAGGCUAUCAAGUUGGCUUUCUUGCAUGGAUUGAUACACUCCGACUGUAGAGUAAGCCAAGAUGCGGUCGGGUUUGUGAAAAUGAACUCCAAGCUUGAUCGGAUUCCCAUAUGUAACGUAGUGAAAGAUGAGGAAUCUACAUUUGGAGUGUUUGGAGGUGAUAAACGAACCAUAGCCGACCAACUGCACUCUCUUGCUUCCAGUGGUCUUUUUGUGGGGGAGCUACCGUUCCAGAUCUUGCGUUGUGGGUCAUCCAAAUAUCGCACGCUUGUUGCCAACCUGCAACGAUCGGUUCAUGAAGUGCUCCCCAGAACGUUUGUGACGACUUCCAAGUGGAUUACUGCCAAGAUGCUGCCAACGCAUUCAUUGUUCCAUUCGCCCACUAUCCAUGAACCUGCAUCGGUCGUUAAUUUGCUCACAAAAAUACCCAGACGUACUUACAUCUUAGAGCUUGGCACUAGAGGAUCCUGUGAGAAGGUGUUGAGCAUUCUCAAUCGAAACUCAAGUUUCAUUCAUCCGGAUCUGGAGUUUUCCGAUGCGAUUGGGAAGUUACUCAGCACAGUCGGACGGUUACAUCUGACCGGUCAAACCCUCCACAUCGAUAAACUUUACCCGGCGGUUCAGUUUCCGGUCUCGCGAGGGACCACUAUGAUCUCUCCCUUGAUCCGCUGGGAUCACCUGGAGUCGGCCCAUGUAGUGAAGUACAGCUGGGAUGAAACCGACAAAUCGGGCAUCUUGAGCUUCAAGAUAAAUUUGUCCGAUCAAAACUACAAAUUCGUGGCGGGCCACUGUAUCGAUGGGCGAAUUCUGUUUCCUGCCACCGGUUAUCUACAACUUGUUUGGGAGCUGCUGUCAUAUCUAGCCCAUCGGGAGCUAUCGGAUUACGCGCUGGAGUUUGAGGAAGUGCGAUUCCUGCGGGCGACCACAAUCACCGCAGGUCAAUCAGUGAGGCUGCUUGUCGUGAUCCAGGAUGUGUCUGGGUUUUUCGAGAUAUUGGAGGGCGAUACGGUAGUGGUGACUGGCUACGCACGUUCUCUGAGCACUCCCGAUAAGGGAUCAUCUGCCAGUUCUCCUGAGGGCACAAAUACGGCUGUCAAUCUACCAACCAAAGAUUUCUACAAAGAACUACGGCUACGGGGCUAUCAUUACACGGGACUUUUCAAGUCUGUGUUGAACGCUCGAUCUGAUGGAGCUCAGGCAAGAAUUCAGUGGAAUGGAAACUGGGUAGCAUUUUUGGAUUGUAUGCUGCAGGUCGGAAUCAUUGCGGUUGAUACACGAUCUCUCAUGGUGCCGACUGAAAUAGACAAAAUCACAAUUGCCCCGAAGGUUCAUCUAUCACUGAUGGAACGAGACGCUGAGGAACGCGACUUCUACACCAUGAACUAUUGCUCGAAUACAAAUGUAUCCACCUGUGGAGGAAUAACGAUAUCGAAUCCACGUGUGAGCAUCAUUGGAAGAAGGAAUCCUCCAGGUUUUCCAGUACUUGAAACGUACCACUUCGUCCCGUAUCGCUCCGAGGGAAAUGUUACAGCGAAGGAAGCCAUAAGAAUGUGUGUCCAGCUGGCGCUGGAGAAUGUUCCCACCCUAUCGGUGUAUGUCGCAGAAGUACACAACGAACGCCUCCCGCCGGUGGUACAUUGGUUUGGGGAGGCUGUUGCGGAUCUACCGUUGGUAAAAUCCAACCUUACUUUGUUAUCGAACUUAACGCUGGAGCUGGACAAUGUCGAGGUCAAAAACGAUACCUUAGCUGACCACACAAACCUGCUGUUUCUGGUCACGAGUGGCAAUCUGGAUGACCAGAACUUCCAAAAAAGCAUUGACGCAUGCUUGGUGGAUUGUGGAUUCGUUCUCCUUCGUCAGAGCGUAGACUUCAGCGCGAAGAAGUUCAUCUGUCCAGAUAACUUGAAUCUCCUAAGCACAUACCGCGUGGAUGACAGCGAAUCCUUCGUCCUUUUCCAACGCAAGAGUAAGUCGUUCCACGAAUCACCCAUCUCAGUUCGGGUGCGUUCCAGUGACUUCAGCUGGUUGGGGGAGCUGAAGAAAGCGGUAAAGUUCCGCCCCGUUGUGUUGUACUCCCAGGAAGACUCAACAUCUGGCAUCAUCGGGCUUGUGAACUGUAUCCGGAAGGAGCCCAAGCUGCAGAGCGUUCGCUGCGUUUUCAUUGACGACCCCGCAGCUCCUCCUUUUGACCUGAGCGAGCCAUUCUAUCAACGACAGCUGGAUCUGGGACUGGCGGUGAACGUUUACAGGGGUGGCGCUUGGGGCAGCUAUCGUCACGCGCUCUUGCGUAGUGUUGAGAAAACGGAACCAGUCCGGGGUCAUUGUUACGCGAACUGUUUCACGAAGGGUGACCUCUCGUCGAUGAUGUGGUUCACAGGUGCGAUGAAUGAGCGGUCCAAUGUGAGGAACAAAGCGCGUGCCAUGUAUUGCUCGUUGAACUUCCGCGAUGCGAUGGUUGUGACUGGCAGAUUAUCGUCGGAUGUUCUGGCGUCCGAUCGGCUCGACCAGGAGUGCGAGCUGGGCUUCGAGUUCGCGGGGGUUACCGAAGAUGGCACAAGGGUCAUGGGCGCUAAGCAGUCGGGUGCUCUGGCUACCUUGGUAGAGUAUGAUCCCCUGCUUACGUGGAUCGUUCCCGAAUCGUGGAGUCUGCAGGAUGCCUGUACGGUUCCCAUUGUGUAUGGAACUGUUUUCAUGGCAUUCUUCAUAAACGGAAGCAUCCGCAAGGAACAGUCCAUCUUGAUCCAUGCCGGUAGUGGAGGCGUUGGACUGGCGGCUAUACAGGUGGCACUCGUGAAUGGUUUGGAGGUGUUCACUACGGUCAGUACGGAGGAGAAAAAGACGUUCCUAUUGCAGCGGUUUCCUUCGCUGCGGAAAGAAAACAUUGGACAUUCCAGAGAUACUUCAUUCGAGCAGCUGGUUAAAAUUCGUACCAACGGUAGGGGCGUUGAUUACGUGCUGAAUUCAUUAGCGGACGACAAACUGCAGGCGUCGAUUCGCUGCCUUGGUAAGGGUGGCCAUUUUCUGGAAAUUGGAAAGUAUGACAUGGCUAGGAAUACGAAACUUUCCAUGCAACUAUUCCGUAAGGGGCUUACGUUCAGCAGCAUAAUGUUGGAUCUGUUGUUCAAAGGAGUGUCAACUAUGAAGCAGACCCUGCAUACACUCGUCCGGAAAGGUCUGGCAGAUGGGGCCAUAAAGCCAUUGAACACAACCGAGUUCAACGCAUCGGAGUUGGAGAAAGCAAUGCGUUUCUUGGCAAGCGGUAAACACACCGGAAAAAUUUUGAUAAAACUUCGCCAACAUGAAAAGGAUCUUGAGAGUUUACCCAUUACGUAUGUCCCCAGGGAGUAUUGUAAUCCAGAACAGGUCUGUGUAAUCGUCGGGGGACUCGGUGGAUUCGGAUUGGAGUUGGCCGAUUGGUUGAUCAUCAGAGGCUGCAGGAAACUCGUGCUGAGUUCCAGCAGGGGAGUGACGAAGCCAUAUCAGAAAUACAGAAUACAACUUUGGAACAGCUACGGAGUCAAGACGAUUGUAUCAACGGCAGACGUAACCAACUUGGAUGGCUGUCGCACCCUUCUACGAUCCGCUACGGCCUUCGGAGUGGUAUCAUCAAUCUUCAACCUCGCAGUGCAACUGCGUGAUUCCAUCCUGGAUAACCAGACGGUGGAGAGUUUCAUCGAAUCCCUUGCACCGAAGGCGAAAGCCACCGAAUAUUUAGAUAAGGCAAGCCGCGAGCUCUGUCCCCGGCUCAAGCAGUUUGUAGUCUUCAGCAGUGUUUCCUGCGGUCGAGGUAACGCAGGGCAGAGUAACUACGGCAUGGCGAAUUCGGUGAUGGAACGGAUUAUCGAGCGGAGACGGGCGGAUGGGUUCCCUGCGAAGGCAAUCCAAUGGGGUGCCAUCGGAGAGGUUGGUUUGGUAGCCGACAUGGCGGAGGAUAAAGUUGACAUGGAAAUAGGGGGAACACUACAGCAACGGAUUUCCUCCUGUCUCCAGGAGUUGGAUCGAUUGCUGGUCGGUGACGAGCCGAUCGUUGCGAGCAUGGUUGUGGCGGAGAAACGCGCAGGUAGUGGUUCCAAGAAUAUUAUCGAAGCCGUUAUGAACAUUAUGAGCAUACGGGAGCUAAAGUCCGUUUCAAUGGAAAGUACCCUGGCAGAUAUCGGAAUGGAUUCGCUAAUGGCGGUGGAAAUCAAGCAGCUCCUUGAGCGGGACUUCGAUUUGAUCCUGACGCCGCAGGAGCUACGAACACUCACAUUCGCCAAGUUGCUAAAAAUGGAAGAUGAAAAGAUGCAUUCAGACCAGGAAGCGAAGAAUAAAGACGGAGGCGUCACCAUUGGGAUGCAAAUGCUGCUAAGAAACCUUGGUAAUGAAGAUAACAGCGGCAAAACGAUUCUUCGGCUGGCGUCAGCCAGCGAUCAUGGUCGUCCUAUCUUGAUCAUCCCUGGACUUGAGGGAGUGGCCGGAAAUGUGUGGAUCUCCAUUGCGGCUAGAGUGAAUGCACCAGUGCUUAUGCUGCAGCUGAUGGCCACCCUGGAGUGUGACAGUAUUCCUGCGAUCGUGGACUGCGUUAUCGACGAGUUGUGCAGCACGGUUUUCAACCAAAACGAAGACUACGCGGUUGUAGGUUAUUCUUUCGGAUCUUUCGUAGCCAUUGAGAUAACAAAACGUCUACAGGCGAAGGGAAUGCAUGGAAAACUGUUACUACUGGACGGAGCCCCGAAAUUUCUCAAAACGCUCUCCCUCAAACAGAUGGGCGAUAAUCCAUCCGACGAGGAAGUCCAGCGAGUUUUACUGUCCUUAUUCCUCUCGAUCGCAUUCCCCAAUCAACCUACGGAUAAGAUUCUCUCAACUAUGGCUGUGUCCACCUUCAACGACCAGAUCGAGAAACUGAUUGAGUUGACCAAGGAUGAAAAUGCGUACACUCCAGAUUAUACGAGAAGAAUGGUGAGAGCCCUGUUCAAAAGAUUGAAGAUGGCUGCCUUGUUCGAGCUGGAGGACAAUCAACCGUUGGAUCUGCCAAUUAUGCUGGUACGGCCGACUGAGCUGUCCUACGCGAAUAUUGAAGAAGAUUACGGACUGUCCAAUUACACGACCGGCGCGAUCACGCUGCGGAGGAUCGAAGGCAGUCACAUGACGAUGUUGGAAAAUCCAGCUCUACCGGAGAUUAUAAAUAGCUUCAAUCUGUAGCGAUAGAGUGUAACUGUGUUCAUAUAUAUGUUGCUAUUCCAAUAAAUGAUGUGCAUAGCGCAAAUCUUGC